This is a messenger RNA of Linum tenue, 789 nucleotides long. The record is from the annotation of a GenBank genome assembly. Lineage: Eukaryota; Viridiplantae; Streptophyta; Magnoliopsida; Malpighiales; Linaceae.
CUGUGGGUUUCCGGGCGAUAUACAAUUUUGGGUGAUUCGUUGUCUGACGCCGGAGAUGCCCUUGUUCAGUUCGAUUUCGGUGGAUUCGGCAAGUCACCCUGCGGGAUGACCGCCGGGAAGCCAACCGGAAGAUUCUCCGAUGGGUUGCUUCUGAUCGACAGAAUCGCUGGGUCGGCCGGUUGGCUUCCCGACGGUCAUCCCACGGUGAUCCACCAUGGUGCAAGGAGGAUCGUUGCGAUGGGGGUGUACCAAGGAGGGUGCUUGCCCGGGUUCAAUAAGACGAUUUUGGAACACGAUCAAGGGCUGAUUGUGUGCGACAAGGAACGGAAUUCGUACCAUGACCUACACAACAAGUUAGUGCAUCAGCUGGUUCUUGAGCUUGGGUUGAAGCACACAAGCUGCGCAAGAUGUUGUGGAACCGUGAAGCACGUAACUUGUGGUAAACCCGAUACCCUGUUCUGCAACGACCCUUACCAUUACAUAUGGUGGUACGACUUGCAUUUCAUAGAUCACACCUACAAGCUCAUUGCGAGCAAGGUGAUCCCAUGCAUGUAUCGGGACUUGAAAUGUGGGUCUCGUAACUGUACAAGCUCCUGAUCCGAUGGAGAUCGUCUUGUUGGUGGUAUCCCCAACACCUUGAGUGGUCAUUUGUUGUAAUGAUUGUCUGUUUUUUGGUCAUAUUAUAGUUUACAUCGUUUGAUUUUUGUGAUAUUUAUUGUGUUAUAUAAAUAAGUUAUAUUACUUUUUGAAUAAAAUAUCACUUUUAUCCUUUGUUUUUAUUACAAAUGC